This is a messenger RNA of Paramisgurnus dabryanus, 3331 nucleotides long. RefSeq names its product solute carrier family 32 member 1 (gene slc32a1). Gene Ontology annotation, biological process: amino acid transmembrane transport. Gene Ontology annotation, molecular function: L-amino acid transmembrane transporter activity. The record is from RefSeq and is a predicted model, not a curated record. Gene Ontology annotation, cellular component: vacuolar membrane. NCBI's taxonomy places the organism in Eukaryota, Metazoa, Chordata, Actinopteri, Cypriniformes, Cobitidae.
CGGUGAGGAGUAGCGCGCAUUGGGAGCCGGAGACGCGCGUUGCGCGCGAGACUCUUGGCAUUGGCAGGCUGACGGUGACACGUGCCUCUCUCAGCCCGAGCUCCAGUGUACCGCAUUGGCAUCAGCGACGGCCACUGAAACACAGGAGUGGAAGCUGUGCCACGGAUACUGAAAUAUAAUCAAAACGAAAGGCGAACAUUCACCUUUACGCACCGGACAUUAAAUCUGCUCUCGCCUAGGACGCGCAUUGUCUCCGUGUUCAGAUAGAAAAAAAGAAGAAGCGAGUGAACAGGAUGCGGGCACGAGGUAUUAUCCACGCAUGAAAGUGACAUGAUCCACGGAAACUGCAAAAACAGCAGGCGUGAUUGCAGUCUAAACUGGAGAUAACGCGUCACCACGAGAGUCGUUUUCCUCUCGCUCCGUUGAUGCGCAGACAAAGAACUCGGUCGCACACUUAAACUAGUUUUAUCUUAACGCACAUUUUCCGUCGUUUUUGAAUUGGUCCCAUUGAGAUUAAACAAAUCAUGGCCACAUUAAUUAGAAGCAAGAUCUCAAACAAGCUGUCCAACGCGGCCACCACGGUCACCAAUAAGUCACAGGCGAAGGUGAGUGGGAUGUUCGCCAGAAUGGGCUUUCAGGCCGCCACUGAUGAUGAGGCUUUGGGAUUCGCCGCUUGUGAUGAUCUGGACUAUGACCACAGGCAGGGGCUUCAGAUGGACAUACUUAAAAACGAUGAAAUGGGAGGAGAGGGCGGCGGGGAAACGGGGGGAGAUGGAACGUUUGAAGGGGACAGCCAUUACCAGAGGGAUGGAACGGGUCCUCCGCCCUCAGGGUCCAAAGACGGGGGAUUCUGCUCGGAUAUUGGCGGUCCGGACAAGCCAAGAAUCACUGCUUGGGAAGCUGGAUGGAACGUGACCAAUGCGAUCCAGGGCAUGUUUGUGCUCGGGUUACCGUACGCCAUUCUCCACGGCGGAUACCUCGGACUCUUCCUCAUUAUAUUCGCCGCAGUCGUGUGCUGCUACACUGGGAAGAUCCUCAUCGCGUGCCUGUACGAAGAGAACGAAGACGGUCAGCUGGUGCGCGUGAGGGACUCGUACGUGGACAUCGCCAACGCCUGCUGCGCGCCGCGCUUCCCCGCGCUGGGAGGCCACAUCGUCAACGUGGCCCAAAUCAUCGAGCUCGUGAUGACCUGCAUCUUGUACGUGGUGGUGAGCGGGAAUCUGAUGUACAACAGCUUCCCUACACUUCCGGUGUCGCAGAGGUCAUGGGCCAUCAUCGCCACCGCCGCCCUGCUGCCGUGCGCCUUCCUCAAGAACCUCAAGGCCGUGUCCAAGUUCAGCUUGCUGUGCACGCUCGCGCACUUCGUCAUCAACAUCCUCGUGAUAGCCUACUGUCUGUCCCGCGCGCGAGACUGGGCUUGGGACAAGGUGAAGUUUUACAUCGACGUCAAGAAGUUCCCCAUCUCCAUCGGCAUCAUCGUGUUCAGCUACACGUCGCAGAUCUUCCUGCCCUCUCUGGAGGGCAACAUGCAGAAACCCAGCGAGUUCCACUGCAUGAUGAACUGGACGCACAUCGCCGCGUGCAUCCUCAAAGGCCUCUUCGCGCUGGUGGCCUACCUGACGUGGGCCGACGAGACCAAAGAGGUCAUCACCGACAACCUGCCGUCGAGCAUCAGGGCCGUGGUGAACCUCUUCCUCGUUUCCAAGGCGCUGCUGUCGUACCCGCUGCCGUUUUUCGCCGCGGUCGAGGUGCUGGAAAAGACUUUCUUCCAAGACGGAGGUCGGGCGUUUUUCCCGGAUUGCUACGGCGGCGACGGGCGCCUGAAGUCCUGGGGUCUCAGUCUGCGCUGCGCCCUCGUCGUCUUCACGAUGCUCAUGGCGAUUUACGUGCCGCACUUCGCGCUUCUCAUGGGUCUGACGGGCAGCCUGACGGGCGCGGGCCUUUGCUUUCUGCUGCCCAGUCUCUUUCAUCUCAAGCUCUUGUGGAGGAAGCUCUUGUGGCAUCAGGUCUUCUUCGACGUCUCCAUAUUCGUCAUCGGCGGUAUAUGCAGUAUCUCCGGCUUCAUUCACUCCGUCGAAGGUCUCAUCGAAGCCUACAAAUACAACUUGCCCGAUUAGUCUGCUCAUCGUUUGGUGAUCUAAGUGUUAAAACGCAUCCCGCAUAUCAAUAACCAGACCGGACGAGUUGCCCUGCCCCGAUUCAAAUACAUCAGACCUUUAACCUCGGUUCACACGAAAGUGUCUGCCAAUCUGACUUUAAUACAAGAAACGAAUUCAUACGAAUCUUUACGCAUCCACACGAUGCCUUGGUCGACAGAAAUAGGCUAGAUAGCAGAAGAAAACACUUUAUUUUUUUUUUCGUUUCGUUUUUUAAGAGAGAUGCUCAUUUUUUUUUAAAGAAAAUAUUCUGGUUUAGAAAAAGAAAGAAAUAUUUUACAUUCAACAAACGCAAAGCAAUGAUGUGGAGUGAAAAUCUCCUGUUGUGAUCAUGAUCAUCUGCAAUAGUACAAAAUAAUUAUUUACAACAUCACGGCAAUAAAAUUACACACGAGAAUUCAGAUACCUCGUGCAAAACAAAUUUAUAGAUAUUAAUCAAUGAUAUUAUUUGAUUUGUUUUGCAUGAACCAAAAUUAAACGAUAAGGGAAACGUAGAUUUUAAAGGCAGUCGGUGAGCAGAUAUUAAACUAUGCAUUCUGAUCGUAUGAUGUCCAUGCAGCACUAAACAGAUUCACACACACACACUCAAUAAAUAAAUAUAAAUAUAUGAUCUGCUGCAUUCCCGUUAAUCUCUGCGAAUUUAACACACAAAGAAAAUCAGAUUUUAAAAUAAACGAAAAUAAGAGACAAAGAAAAAGGACGAGUCGUCUCUGUCAUCAAAAAGAAAUUGUGUCUGAUAAUGAACCACUUUAAAAUCAAUUCACUAAAUUAAAACUGUGACCAUUUCGUUAUUAUCGUCAUUUUUUUUUACUUUUUUUUUUUUAAGAAAACCCGGCUUCAUGUACCUGCGUGAGAUUUAUUUACAGUGCGAGUCUUUUGAUGGAAAUCUGAUUCAUUAUUUCAAAUCGAGGGACUUGCAUAAGACAUUUUUCAUUUUGUGCAAUCCAAUGGGUGCUGUGGAAAUGUUAUAAAACGUGUGUGUUGUGUUAUUGUGGUUUAAAAGAUGGAAUGUAUAUCACAAAAUCGUUAUCAUAUAUCGUGAAAAUGAAUAUAUUGAAGAAUAAAGAAACGCGUGAAAUUAUAUUGUACAAUUGUGUUUUGGUUUUAUGCGAUAUACAAAUCCACUGAACACGUGCGUUUUCCUCUCUAAAACACAAUAAAUCUGCAAAACCGUG